GAGGAAAAUGAGCAACACUACGAGGGAAGCUGCACAAAGAGCCACAGAAGAAAUCAACCUGAGUACUCAUGCUGACAAUCUUACCUCUACUACGGUCGAUCCUGGUGCAACACCGAGGAGGAAAGGUUCCAAGGAUAUGCUUACCACUGUUUCGCACAAAAUGGAUGACGCGAGAGCUGAUCUCGUCGACAAAAAAGAAAGGGCUAAGAACUACAUAGCCAACAAGCUGUCUUAAUAGUUCCUGAUAUUCUGUCAUUAUUGGCCAUUACUGAUUUUCCAUUUGUAAAUACGUACAUUUGUCAAUAAAUUGUUUCACAA
This is a messenger RNA of Cylicocyclus nassatus, 318 nucleotides long. Lineage: Eukaryota; Metazoa; Nematoda; Chromadorea; Rhabditida; Strongylidae. The record is from the annotation of a GenBank genome assembly.